AUGGUUGGUAAAAAAAGUUGUUUCCGUUAUCCGUGGCGUCGUGCUUUUGCGGAUUGCAGUUUGCAGAUUUUCAGCGGUGGCGUUGCGCGUCGGUACAAAUACGUGUGUGUACUAAGAACAAUGAUAACCAAAAUGCAAUCACAAGCGAAUGUCGCUGUGCCACAAUCUGUCACAACGCAACCCCAAUCUCAGCAAAUUGUUGGUGUUGGUGUUCCUGCUAAUGCAGUAAUACUGAAAAUGUCCGACAUUCAGCAGAUAUCUACAGUCGGACUACUUGAAUUGGCACAUCGUGAGUACCAAGCUGGUGACUAUGAAAGUGCUGAACUACAUUGUAUGCAGUUGUGGAGACAAGAUGGCACAAAUACAGGUGUCCUCUUACUGCUGUCUUCCAUUCACUUUCAAUGCCGUAGGUUGGACAAGUCAGCCCACUUUUCCACAUUGGCUAUUAAACAGAAUCCUUUACUGGCUGAGGCAUACAGCAAUCUAGGAAACGUGUACAAGGAGCGUGGUCAACUUCAAGAGGCGUUGGAGAACUACAGGCAUGCUGUCAGACUCAAACCAGAUUUUAUCGACGGAUACAUCAACUUGGCGGCAGCCUUGGUCGCAGCAGGAGACAUGGAGCAGGCAGUGCAGGCAUAUGUCACCGCCCUUCAGUAUAAUCCCGACCUAUAUUGCGUAAGAAGCGAUUUGGGCAAUUUGCUUAAAGCGCUUGGACGACUAGACGAGGCAAAGCUGGGUUACGAUUGGUACGCAACUCACAUUCCCGCCACGAUGACACCAAACUUGCUGCAGGCUUGUUACUUGAAGGCAAUAGAAACAAGGCCGGAUUUUGCGGUCGCAUGGAGUAACUUAGGAUGUGUAUUUAACGCACAGAGUGAAAUUUGGUUGGCUAUUCAUCAUUUUGAGAAGGCGGUCGCCCUAGACCCAAAUUUUUUGGACGCCUAUAUCAAUUUGGGAAAUGUCCUUAAAGAAGCAAGGAUUUUUGAUAGGGCCGUGGCAGCGUACCUCAGAGCAUUAAAUUUAUCACCAAAUAACGCCGUCGUCCAUGGCAACUUGGCAUGUGUUUACUAUGAACAAGGAUUAAUUGAUUUGGCAAUCGAUACAUACAGGCGAGCCAUUGAAUUACAACCAAACUUCCCCGACGCUUAUUGUAAUCUAGCAAAUGCCCUUAAAGAAAAAGGACAAGUGGCUGACGCUGAAGAAUGCUACAACACAGCUUUACGACUGUGCCCGUCACACGCUGACUCACUCAACAACUUGGCGAAUAUCAAACGCGAACAAGGCUACAUUGAGGAAGCAACAAGGUUAUAUUUGAAAGCUUUGGAAGUGUUUCCGGAAUUUGCUGCUGCUCACAGCAAUUUGGCUUCAGUAUUACAACAGCAAGGCAAGCUAAAUGAAGCCCUUAUGCAUUACAAAGAGGCAAUACGCAUUCAACCAACAUUUGCUGAUGCGUAUAGUAACAUGGGUAACACGCUUAAAGAGAUGCAGGAUGUUGCAGGCGCUUUACAAUGUUACACACGAGCUAUACAGAUAAACCCUGCCUUUGCUGAUGCUCACAGCAAUCUUGCUAGCAUUCACAAAGAUUCUGGAAAUAUUCCCGAAGCUAUCCAGUCUUAUAGAACGGCUUUGAAGUUAAAACCAGACUUCCCUGAUGCAUAUUGCAAUUUGGCUCAUUGCUUGCAAAUCGUGUGUGAUUGGACCGAUUAUGAAGCACGCAUGAAGAAACUUGUUAGCAUUGUAGCCGAGCAACUUGAUAAGAAUAGAUUACCGUCAGUCCAUCCUCAUCAUUCCAUGUUGUAUCCGCUUACACAUGACUUUAGAAAAGCCAUCGCUGCUCGACAUGCAAAUUUGUGUCUCGAAAAAGUACAGGUUCUGCACAAACCACCAUAUAAAUUCCCAAGAGAAUUAACUGGACGCCUUCGCGUUGGUUACGUAAGCAGCGACUUUGGUAACCAUCCUACUUCUCAUUUAAUGCAGUCAGUUCCAGGUCUACAUGACCGAGCAAAGGUGGAAAUAUUCUGCUACGCAUUAAGCCCUGAUGACGGUACCACGUUCCGAUCUAAAAUCGCCAGAGAGGCGGAGCAUUUCAUUGACUUGUCACAAAUGCCAUGUAAUGGCAAAGCUGCCGACAAAAUAUACGGUGACGGUAUUCACAUUCUCGUCAAUAUGAAUGGAUACACUAAAGGAGCGAGGAAUGAAAUUUUUGCGCUACGACCGGCACCUGUACAAGUGAUGUGGCUCGGAUACCCGGGUACAAGUGGAGCUAGUUAUAUGGAUUAUUUGGUAACAGACGCUGUUACGUCGCCCUUAGAACUGGCGAGUCAGUAUAGUGAGAAGUUGUCUUACAUGCCACACACGUACUUUGUGGGCGACCACAAACAAAUGUUCCCGCAUUUACAAGAACGUUUGAUUCUUAGUGACAAGAUCAAGUCUCAUAAUAAUUUGGGAGGUGUUGCUGAUAACGUGGCAGUGAUUAAUGCCACUGAUUUAUCGCCUCUGGUCGAAAAUACGGAUGUUAAGGAAAUUAAAGAAAUUGUUAGAGCUGCGAGGCCCGUAGAGAUCUCUCUUAAAGUUGCUGAAUUACCGACUACUACACCUAUUGAAACCAUGAUUGCUUCUGGACAAGUGCAGACAUCUGUAAAUGGCGUUAUUUUACAAAAUGGCUUGGCGACAACACAAACUAAUAAUAAAGCGGCUACUGGAGAGGAAGUGCCCCAGUCUAUUGUAAUCACGACCCGACAACAAUAUGGCCUACCUGACGAGGCUGUGGUAUACUGUAACUUCAACCAGUUGUACAAAAUUGAUCCAUUAACACUACAUAUGUGGGUUUAUAUCCUGAAGCAUGUACCGAACAGUGUAUUGUGGCUGUUGAGGUUCCCGGCCGUCGGUGAGCCGAACCUUCAGAGUACUGCACAACAAUUAGGACUUCCCCCGGGUCGCAUUAUCUUCUCCAACGUGGCAGCUAAAGAGGAGCACGUUCGUCGUGGACAGCUAGCAGACGUGUGUCUGGACACUCCUUUGUGUAACGGGCACACUACUAGCAUGGACAUUUUGUGGACGGGUACACCUGUGGUCACGUUGCCUGGCGAAACUUUAGCAUCUAGAGUGGCAGCAUCUCAGUUGAACACCCUCGGCUGUCCAGAGUUAAUCGCCAGGACGAGACAAGAAUACCAAGAUAUAGCUGUAAGACUAGGAACUGAUAGGGAAUAUUUAAAAGCUAUUCGCGCGAAAGUGUGGACUGCGCGCACAGAUAGUCCUCUGUUUGACUGUAAAGCGUACGCUACCGGCUUAGAAAUGUUAUACAACAAGAUGUGGGCGAAGUACGCGAGGGGCGAGCGGCCCGAUCACUUGCAAGCUAUCGAUAAUAAAUAG
This is a messenger RNA of Arctia plantaginis, 3372 nucleotides long. The record is from the annotation of a GenBank genome assembly. Lineage: Eukaryota; Metazoa; Arthropoda; Insecta; Lepidoptera; Erebidae.